Rhopalosiphum maidis (corn leaf aphid) is the source of this 1639-nucleotide messenger RNA. RefSeq lists its product as uncharacterized. The record is from RefSeq and is a predicted model, not a curated record. The coding region runs from base 677 to 1585 and encodes 302 amino acids. Lineage: Eukaryota; Metazoa; Arthropoda; Insecta; Hemiptera; Aphididae. The transcript is spliced from 5 exons.
UUAUAGUCGGUAGGUAAUUCUCUAUCCAUUGUAUAUGAUUUAAACAUUAUAAACUGUAAACAAUACUAUAAUUAUUAUCGCGUCGUAAUUUUUUUGUUAUUAAAAUUUAAUAUUUAUUGUAUUUUGAAAGAAUACUAUCACCGUAAAACUUCGACCUUUGAAUUAUUGAUAACAAUGGCUCCAUGUUAUCUUCUCGUAGCAAUAUACAUAUUUCUCUUCUCGUUUGUUACAUUUUAUUAUCAGUAAAUAAUUCGAUAUUUAUUCUGUUAACUUAAUUUUUAUUUUGUACUUAAAUUGUAAACUAGUUUGGUAUUUCAUGUUGUAACGACGAUCUAAUUAUCAAAAUACAAUAAUAUUUAUUCUCAAAUUUGUGAUGGAUAUACUGCUACUGUUUUUGGUUGAUGAAUUUAACCAGGUUAACUUUAUAUACACUCCUUAGUAAAAAGUAUCCAUAUAAUACAUUUUUAUAUCAGUCAAUUUGUCCGAUAACAAUCACCAAAUAGCAAUAAUUUGGUACAAGUCAGUUACAUCUUUGUCAAAUGUAUUGCACAACUAACAAUGAAAGAAGAGGAGUUAAAAAUUAACAUCUAUAACAUUUUUGGAACAAUGUUUAUAGUAAUAUGUAAAUUUUGAAUUAAAAAUAUUUCGUUUUUGAAAAUUGUGUAUACUAAGCACUAUGGCUACUGUUGAAGAAAUUGAUGAAGCUGAACAACUUAGAUUCUUAGCAUUAAAAUCUAUGGUGAGGAGGUCUAGCAAAAAGAAUACUAAUAAUACUGAUACUGAUGAUCAAGAUAUAUUAUUACUAAGAGCAGCUGCGUUAAAGACAAUUAAUAAUAAAAGUUCACAAGGUAAUAAAGAUGAAAAAAUUGUUAACAAUCAAUUAAUUAAUGAAAAAAAAAGAAGCAUAAGUAGCCAGGUGUCUCCAUUAGUAAAUAAAAAAAACAUCAAACUGACUGAUAUGAAAAAUAAUAAUUUGGUAAACAAUGUUACUAACAAUACUAAUACAGGAAAUAUUACAAGAGUUUCGAAACAUCAUCUUGAACAAGUAUUUAAAAAUAAACAUAAACUCGAAACAAACAUUGAAUCCCAAAGUAAGUCUGAAGUCAUCAAUAAUAAAGAUGAUAUAAAAAAAAUUAUAAGGAAUGGUAGUAUUCAACUUUCAAACUUGGAUUCCGAAAAAUUCAAUGAAACUAUGAUAUUGCAUAUAACGUUUAGCUCAUCAGAAAGUGAUGAUUCGUCCAGUGAAAGUGAUGUAGCUCAAAAUAAGGUAUCAAUACCAAAAAAGAAUAUCAACAAUGGUGCAUUAAGAUCACCAGCUCCAACAUUAAAUGUGGAUCAUCAUGUUAAGGCUACUGACACUAAAUCAUUAGAAGAUAAUAAAUUAAAAAUGAAUAAUUGUAUGCAACAAAUAUGUGGACUUAUGAGACAUUGUGAAUCAGAAAUUGAAAAACGUAAUCAACAAGUGGAAAUAUUAUUACAAGCAUAUGAAAAAUACCAAAACUAUAGUGAGUCAUUGCGUUCCAUACUUCACUCAAUGAAAACGGUUCGUGAUGAAUUGUCAUUAUAUAGUUCUGCUGAACAUUAGUAUUAUUGGAGCCUAAGUUCAAAGUCUUACUAAAUAAAAAAAAGCAUUAUUUAA